Molecule: messenger RNA, 2899 nt
Organism: Myripristis murdjan (pinecone soldierfish)
Lineage: Eukaryota; Metazoa; Chordata; Actinopteri; Holocentriformes; Holocentridae
Product: NLR family CARD domain-containing protein 3-like
Exons: 7
Coding region: 128-2899 (923 amino acids)
Molecular function (GO): protein binding
Source: RefSeq, a predicted model, not a curated record
GGAGGAGCUGGCUGAGCGUCUGCAGAGCAGAACUCUCACAGGGUGCCAAGGUGAACUCAGAUCUAACCUGAAGAAGAAGUUUGACUGUUUGUGUGAGGGGAUUGCUAAAGCAGGAAACCCAACACCUAUGAAUCAGAUCUACACAGAGCUGUACAUCACAGAGGGAGAGAGUGGAGAGCUCAAUGAGGAACAUGAGGUCAGACAGAUUGAAACAGCAUCCAGGAAACCAGUCAGACCAGAAACACCAAUCAAAUGUGAGGACAUCUUUAAACCUUUACCUGGAAGAGAACAAUCAAUCAGGACAGUGAUGACAAAGGGAGUGGCUGGCAUUGGGAAAACAGUCUUAACACAGAAGUUCACUCUGGACUGGGCUGAACACAAAGCCAACCAGCAUGUCCACUUCACAUUUCCAUUGACUUUCAGAGAGCUGAAUCUGAUGAGAGGGAAAAAGUUGAGCUUGGUGGAACUUCUUCAUCACUUCUUCACUGAGACCAAAGAAGCAGGAAUCAGCAGGUUUGAGCAGUUCCAGGUUGUGUUGAUCUUUGACGGUCUGGAUGAGUGUCGACUUCCUCUGGACUUCAAGAACAACCAGAUCCUGACUGAUGUUACAGAGUCCACCUCAGUGGACGUUCUGCUGACAAACCUCAUCAAGGGGAACCUGCUUCCCUCUGCUCGCCUCUGGAUAACUGCACGACCUGCAGCGGCCAAUCAGAUCCCUCCUGAGUGUGUUGGCAUGGUGACAGAGGUGAGAGGCUUCACUGACCCACAGAAGGAGGAAUACUUCAGGAAGAGAUUCAGAGAUGAGGAGCAGGCCAGCAGAAUCAUCUCCCACAUCAAGACGUCACGAAGCCUCCACAUCAUGUGCCACAUCCCAGUCUUCUGCUGGAUCACUGCUACAGUUCUGGAGGACGUGUUGAAAACCAGUGAGGGAGGAGACCUGCCCAAGAACCUGACUGAGAUGUACAUCCACUUCCUGGUGGUUCAGUCCAAAGUGCAGAACGUCAAGUAUCAUGGGAGAGCUGAGACAGAUCCACACUGGACUCCAGAGACCAGGGAGAUGAUCCUGUCUCUGGGAAAACUGGCUUUUGAGGAGCUGGAGAAAGGCAACCUGAUCUUCUAUGAAGCAGACCUGGCAGAGUGUGGCAUUGAUAUCAGAGCAGCCUCGGUGUACUCAGGAGUGUUCACACAGAUCUUUAAAGAGGAGCGUGGCCUGUACCAGGACAAGGUUUUCUGCUUCGUCCAUCUGAGCGUUCAGGAGUUUCUGGCUGCUGUUCAUGUCUUUGUGACAUUCAUCAACUCUGGAGUCAAUCUGCUGUCAGAAGGACAAUCAACCUCCCAACUAAAACUCCUCCAGAGUGCUGUGGACAAGGCCUUACAGAGUCCAAAUGGACACCUGGACUUGUUCCUGCGCUUCCUCCUGGGUCUUUCACUGCAGACCAAUCAGACUCUCCUACGAGGCCUGCUGACACAGACAGGAAGUGGCUCACAGACCAAUCAGGAAACAGUCCAGUUCAUCAAGGAGAAGAUCAGGGACAAUCCCUCUCCAGAGAGAAGCAUCAACCUGUUCCACUGUCUGAAUGAGCUGAAUGACCAUUCUCUAGUGGAGGAGAUCCAACAGCAUCUGAGUUCAGGACGUCUCUCCACAGACAAACUCUCUCCUGCUCUGUGGUCAGCUAUGGUCUUCAUCUUACUGUCAUCAGAAGAAGAUCUGGAGGUGUUUGACCUGAAGAAAUACUCUGCUUCAGAGGAGGCUCUUCUGAGGCUGCUGCCACUGGUCAAAGCCUCCAAGAAAUCUGUGCUGAGUGUGUGUAAUCUGUCAGAGAGAAGCUGUGCAGCUCUGGCCUCAGUUCUCAGCUCCCAGUCCUCUAGUCUGAGAGAGCUGGACCUGAGUAACAACCAGCUGCAGGAUUCAGGAGUGAAGCUGCUCUCUGCUGGACUGGAGAGUCCACACUGCAGACUGGAGACUCUUAGGCUGAGUGUGUGUAAUCUGUCAGAGAGAAGCUGUGCAGCUCUGGCCUCAGUUCUCAGCUCCCCGUCCUCUAGUCUGAGAGAGCUGGACUUGAGUAACAACCAGCUGCAGGAUUCAGGAGUGAAGCUGCUCUCUGCUGGACUGGAGAGUCCACACUGUAGACUGGAGGCUCUCAGGCUGUCAGGCUGUCUGCUCACACAGGAAGGCUGUGCUUCUCUGGCCUCAGCUCUCAGCUCCAACCCCUCCCAUCUGAGAGAGCUGGACCUGAGCUACAAUCAUCCAGGAGACUCAGGAGUGAAGCUGCUCUCUGCUGGACUGGAGGAUCCAACUUGGAGACUGGAGGCUCUCAGGGUGGACCCUCGUGGAGAGCAGUGGUUGAAACCAGGUCUGAGGAAGUAUUCCUGUGAACUCAAACUGGACACAAACACAACAAACAGAAACAUUGUCCUGUCUGAGGACAACAGGAAGGCGACAGCAGUGAGAGAGAAGCAGCCAUAUCCUGAUCACCCAGAGAGGUUUGACCACUGGAAACAGAUCUUGUGUAGAGAUGGUCUGACUGGUCGCUGCUACUGGGAGGUCGAGUGGGAGGGAAAGGUUUCAAUGGCAGUGGCUUACAGAGGAAUCAACAGGAGAGGAAACAGUGAUGACUGUGGGCUUGGCAGGAAUGACAAGUCCUGGAGUCUAGCCUGCCAUGAUGGUGGUUUCUCUGCCAUACACAGUAACAGACCAACAGUCAUCCAUGUCCCCUCCCCCUCUAACAGAGUGGCAGUGUAUCUGGACUGGCCUGCUGGCUCUCUGUCCUUCUACAGCGUCUCCUCUGACACACUGAUCCACCUCCACACCUUCAACAGCACCUUCACUGAGCCUCUGUACCCGGGGUUUGGUGUUACGUUUGUGCCCAGUGCCUCAGUGUCUCUGUGUGACAUUUGA